ACGACGAGUUCGACGUCACUUUGGCCCAACCCACUGCCGGAAGACUUCUCUUCAUUUUCACCAGAGAUCAACAACGCAUUUAGCUAGCUAUGUAACUUCAUUCACCAUGCCAGAAGUGCACUUUGAUUAGCCAGCAGAGAGACGACUACUCCAUCACUCGACUGUCCAUUCACUUCAGGACUGGCAAAAGAAAUCUACCCUGCAAGCUAGCUAACCACAGUAUACGUCCCGGGACUCAAGUGAGAGGAGCAACAUGCCCAAGGACUCCGACAAACCUGGGGGUGGAGAGGACAGAACUGACUCCUCUGAACAGUCCCAUAGUAAGAGAGUCUGGAGAGGCACACCUAGUCCUCACAGAGGGAACACCCCACAAUCCAGCCCACCAAGAUUUGUGUCAGCGGAGGAGCUCAUGGAGACGGCGAAAGGUGUGACCAACAUGGCCCUGGCCCAUGAGAUCGUAGUGAAUACUGACUUCCAGGUGAAGCCCUCAGAGCCAGCAGAAGGAAGUUUGGAAAAAAGGGUGAAGGAUAUUAUGCAUAAAGCAUUCUGGGACGUUCUAGAGGCACAACUGAGUGAGAACCCGCCAUCAUAUAAUCACGCCAUCAAACUUCUUGCUGAGAUCAAAGAGACUCUGCUGUCCUUUCUGCUUCCGGGUCACGGUCGGUUGAGGGGGCGAAUUGAGGAGGUGCUAGACCUCUCUCUGAUCCAGCAGCAGGCAGAGAACGGAGCUCUGGACAUCAGUAAGCUGGUUGAGUUUGUCAUUGGUAUGAUGGGUUCACUCUGCGCUCCGAGCCGGGACGAGGACAUCAGGAAGCUUCGGGAAAUCACAGAUCUUGUGCCUCUAUUAAAGGCGAUAUUUCCAGUGAUGGAUAAAAUGAAACUUGAUAUGGCCAAUUUUGCAGUCAGCAGUAUUCGACCCCACCUCCUGCAGCAAUCCGUUGAGUACGAACGGAAGAAAUUCCAGGAGUUUGUUGAAAAACAACCCAAUGCCUUAGACUUUACUGAGAAGUGGCUUCAAGACUCUGCUAAGUCUGUACUUCAUGAAGAUCAAGCGGGUGGCGCGGGUGGUUUACCCACUCCUCUCGCUGUGCACAACCAUGCUUACCUGUGUCUGCUUAAAUGGAACCACGCCUCUGAUCCUUUCCCUGAGACUCUUCUCAUGGACCAGGUGCGUUUCCAGGAAAUGCAGCAGGACUUGGAGCAGCUGGUUCUGGUGGCGUCUGUGCUGCUCAUAGUGUACAACACCACGGGAGAGGCCAUCUCAGGCCUGCCAGGCCUUAUGGACAGACUGAAGAGGACCAUCGGGGUUCUGCUCACAGAGAUGCACAUGCCGUCUUUCAUUGCAGAUGAAGCCUUGGCUACCAUUGGAGAGAGGAUGUGUGUGGAGCUAAUUGGACGUCUGUCUGAACAUGGAUUCUCCCCGUUCUCCACAAACCGGCAGAGCAUUCUGAAAGGCCAAAUCUCGGCUGUUACUCUCCCAGACAACGCCAUCCGCAGGCUUAUAGGCUCCCGCAUCCAGACUUACUUACUUGCCUUCCUGGAGUCCAGUCACAGGAGUGCUCCAACCCUGCCAGGGGGCCUAGCUCCAGUCAGCAAAGAGCUGGAAGAGAUUGCCAUGAAGUUUGGCCGUCUGGUCCACUUCAACAAGUUGGUUUAUUCCCCUUUCUACCAAAAGAUCCUUCAGGAGAUUGUGCAAGAAGGAGAAAGUAAUGACACCUAGGCUUUAACACUGAACUCUUAAUUAAAAUGGGAUCACUGUAGGUUAUCCAUGCUUUCCAUUGUAUGGCUAAAGAUAAUGUAAUAAUGACAGUAUUGUACAAUGCCAGUAUUAAUUGAUAUCAAAAUACUUAUACAACAAGCGCUGUUGCAUUCACAUGUUACUUAUUUGAUGAUGGUGUGUCUGUUUCUGGAUUGGUACAACAAACACGGGUAAAAAAAAAAGGCAUAAUACAAAAUUGCAUGUUUUCUUUUACUUGCAUUAAAUAAGGAGUUCUGUGAUAGCAUCUGGAAACUAUUUGGUAACUGGCUACUCAUGAAUUGAAUUGCUUAAAAACAUAUACAACAAGAUGUAGAAUUUAUUCCCAGAAGAUAACACUAAAAAGUAUUCCUUUAAUACACGUUUCCAAAGUGGUCCUUGAUGGUAAAGGUGAGAACAUAAGAGGACCUUUUGUGUAGAGGCCCUCCUUGUUGGAUAUUUAUUUCCACUGUAAACUGCGAUGUAUACUGUAAAGCACACAUCGCUACCUAGGUUUCCAUCCAAUUGGUGACAGAGUUUCAUGCAAAUAUUCUAAAAUCUGCAUAAAACAAUAUGAGCAUUUUCCCACCAGCCAUGUGUUCCCAUCAGAUUGACAGAUAAAAGGCCGUGCAACUAAAAAUAGCUUUUGCGGUUAAAUUCCCAUGUACUGAAUACAUUUUUUUUAGUUAGUUGGGUUUCCAGCGCAUUUUCAACUCUACAGAUAGUUUUCACAAAGAAAGUGUUGGAUUAUAUAGUGAGUGCCCACUCUGGUAUUGGCAUUGCUGUUGGCUAGAGCGCAUGUAUAGUUUACAUGAGAUUAUUAGGACAAAAGAGCGAGAUUAUUUGAUAUAUGUCAAACAGCAGCCAAGCAUCGAUGAUCAUGUCACCAGAAUGAGACCCUCAAUAUUUAUUGGAAAGGAGCAUCAAGCACAUCACCUUGCACUUUCACCACCCUGUGAAGUUCAUUAUAAUUUAUUUAAUCUGUAGCCUAAUAAACUGCAUGCUUUCCCUACGAGUCGUAGUGGGAGGACCACAACAUGUCAUCGUUUGACUCCAAGUUUACUUCGAUGUGAUGGUUAUUAUAUCAAUAUUUGCGCAUAAAAGUGUUUCCAUUGAUAUCUCUCCCAUAAUUCAUUGUACCAACACAAAUCCCACCUUGUCUAGCGUAUUUAGUUUUGUCAACAUUUGGAAAGUUCACUGGAAAAUUGUCUGUUUCCAGAAGACCUGUCAUAACAUUUUUGUUAUCUGACAUGUACUUUGCAUAAAAAGUUUGGAUCGGAACCUGGUUAUUGACGGUGAUCAUGAUUGGUGCCUUGCAUACCUUCAUGUGACCAGCUGUAGAUUCAUAAUUGGUAAUUGUUUAAACAUGUUACAAAAAACAUAUGAAAGGACAAAAGGUAAUACUGAACCAUACAAUUAAUCAAAUGUAUUUAUAAAGCCCUUUUUACAUCAGCAGAUGUCAAAGUGCUAUACAGAAACCCAGCCUAAAACACCAAACCGCAAGCAAUGCAAAUGUAGAAGCACGCUGGCAGGAACCUAGGAAGAAACCUAGAGGAACCAGGCUCAAACGGGUGACCAGUCCUCUUCUGGCUGUGCCAGGUGGAGAUUAUAAGAGUACAUAGCUAUUAAGGCCAGAUUGGUCUUCAGUAUGUUGAAAUGUUCAUAGAUGACCAGCUGUGUCAAAUAAUAAUCACAGUGGUUGUAGAGAGGUUGCAACAGUUCAGUACCUCAGGAGUAAAUGUCAGUUGGCUUGUCAUAGCCAAGCAUUCAGCAGUGGUGUUAAGUACUUAGGUUUUUUGGGGGUAUCUCUACUAUACUAUUUAUAUUUUUGACAACGUUUACUUCACUACAUUCCUAAAGAAAAUAAUGUAAUGUACUUUUUUCUCCAUAUAUUUUCCCUGACACCCAAAAGUACUCAUUACAUUUUGACAGGAAAAUGAUCCAAUUUACGCAAGAGAAGAUCCCUGCUCAUCCCUACUGCGUCCGAUCUGGCGGUCUCACUAAAUACAUGCUUCAUUUGUAAAUUAUGUCAGUGUCGGAGUGUGCCCAAGGCUAUCUGUCUGCUUUGCUUACUAUAAGGAAUUUGAAAUUAUUCAUAGUUUUACUUUUGAUACUUAAGUAUAUUUAAAACCAAUAACUUUAGACUUUUACUCAAUUAUUAUUUUAAUGGGUGACUUUCACUUUUACUUGAGUCAUUUUAUAUUAAGGUACCUUUAAUUUUACUCAAGCAUGACGUUUGAAUACUUUUUCCACCACUGGCAUUGAGGUUGAGACAGCAGAUAUGGUCGAGAUAUGGAGAGCGAGAGAGUCUAAAACACCAUGUUUUUACAAGCUCUGUUUGCUUUUUGGCAAACCAGGUUUCCAUCCAACCUUUUUACGUGAGUAAAGUACAUGUUGGAUAAAAAAAUGUAAUGACAGGCCUGAUGGAAACAGCAGAUUUGUCUGUAAACUUUUCAUAUCUCGACAAAACAAAAUACGCUAGACAAGAGGUGGGGGAUAUUUUUGUGUCUAAAACGUAUUAUAUGAGAAAUGGCAGUGGAAAUGUUUUUAUGUGCAAAUAUUGAUAUAAUAACCAUCAUAUUGGAGUCACGUUAUGAUCUUUUGUGAUCCUCCCACUACGAGUCGGGAAAGCAUGCAAUUUAUUAGUUAGGCUACAUAAAAUAAAAUAAAAAUUAUACUAUUUUAUUUCGCCUUUAUUUGACAAGGUAGGCCAGUUGAGAACAAGUUCUCAUUUACAACUGCGACCUGGCCAAGAUAAAGCAAAGCAAUGUGACAAACAACAACACAGAGUUACACAUGGAAAAACAAACGUACAGUCAAUAACGCAAUAGAAAAAUCUAUAUACAGUGUGUGCAAAUGAGGUAAGAUUAGGGAGGUAAGGCAAUAAAUAGGCCAUAGUGGCGAAGGAAUUACAAUUUAGCAAUUAAACACUGGAGUGAUAGAUGUGCAGAAGAUGAAUGUGCAAGUAGAGAUACUGGGGUGCAAAGGAGCAAAAAAACUAUAUGGGGAUGAGGUAGUUGGAUGGGCUAUGUACAGGUGCAAUGAUCUGUGAGCUGCUCUGACAGCUGAUGCUUAAAGUUAGUGAGGGAGGUAUGAGUCUCCAGCUUCAGUGAUUUUUGCAAUUCAUUCCAAUCAUUGGCAGCAGACAACUGAAAGGAAAGGUGGCCAAAGGAGUAAUAGGCUUUGGGGGUAACCAGUGAAAUAUACCUGCUGGAGCGCGUGCUACGGGUGGGUGCUGCUAUGGUGGGCUGAGAUAAGGCGGGGCUUUACCUAGCAGACUUAUAGAUGACCUGGAGCCAGUGGGUUUGGCGACGAAUAUGAAGCGAGGGUCAGCCAACGAGAGAUACAGGUCUCAGUGGUGUGUAGUAUAUGGGGCUUUGGUGACAAAACAUAUGCCACUGUGAUAGACUACAUCCAAUUUGCUGAGUAGAGUAUUGGAGGGGCUAUUUUGUAAAUGACAUCGCCAAAGUCAAGGAUCGGUAAGAUAGUCCGUUUUACAAGGUAUGUUUGGCAGCAUGAGUGAAGGAUGCUUUGUUGUGAAAUAGGAAGCCGAUUCUAGAUUUCAUUUUGGAUUGGAGACCGAUGAAACUUAUGAACUUCACUGGGUGGUGAAAGUGCACGGUGAUGAGCUUGAUGCUCAUUUCCAAUACCUAUCGGGGGUCUUAAUUCUGCUGACAUGAUAAUGAUGCUUGUCUGCCGUUUGACAAAUGAAAAUAAUAUCUCGCUCUUUUGUCCAUAAUAAUCUCAUCAUGUAGUAGGCUAUACCCACACUGUAUCUGCGAGUGCGAGCUGUUGGCUAGAGCGCCCAUGCACUUGCCAGAAUGGGACGUUCGCAAUGUUACACAAACAUUUUUGUGACAAAACCAUCAGUAGGGUUGCAAAUGCGAUGGAAAUGUUUUACUCGCCACUCCGUCAUUUGGCAGGGCCAUUUAUUGGCCACUAGCCAAUUGGAUGGAAACGUCUGUGGUGGGAAAAUGUACAUAUUGUUUUUAAGAAUGUUUGAAUAUUGGCAUUUAAAAUCUGUCCCCAAUUGGAUGGAAACCUAGCUAUAGAUGCAGAUAAAGUUGUGCAUGCAAAUGUGUAUAUACUGUAAGAGCUUGAUGUUACUGUUUAACUUAUUGUUUUCUCAACAUCUACUGCAUGUCCAUCGAUCUUUUGACUCAUUCCAUGCAACAUUAACGCUCCUUCAAUGCAUAGCUGCGGGAAAUAGGGGUGCCGAGGGUGCUGCAGCACCCCCUGAAAAAGCUGGGGGAAAAAAUUGAGAUUAAUUCAAAUAUACACUACCAAUGAAAAGUUUGGACACCUACUCAUUCAAGGGUUUUUCUUUAUUUGUACUAUGUUCUACAUUGUAGAAAUAGAAUAGUGAAGACAUCAAAACUAACACAUGGAAUCAUGUAGUAACUAAAAUAGUGUUAAACAAAUCAAAAUAUAUUUUAGAUUCUUCAAAGUAGCCACCCUUUGCAUUGACAGCUUUGCACACACUUGGCAUUCUCUUAACCAGCUUCACCUGGAAUGCUUUUCCAGCAAUCUUGAAGGAGUUCCCACAUAUGCUGUGCACUUGUUGGCUGCUUUUCCUUCACUCUGCGGUCCAACUCAUCCCAAACCAUCUCAAUUGGGUUGAGAUCGGGUGAUUGUGGAGGCCAGGUCAUCUGAUUCAGCACUCCAUCACAUUUUUGCAAAAAACUCAAAUCUCUUUUUGCCUUGUUAUUAUGGGUGUAUUGUGUGUAGAUUGAUGAGGGGAAAAACAAAAACAAUUUAAUCAAUUUUAGAAUAAGGUUGUAACAUAACAAAAUGUGGAAAAAUAAGUCAAAGGGUCUGAAUACUUUGAGUGCACUGUAAGUAUUUUCUUUUUUUGUGGCAGGUAUCCUAGUGGUUAAGAGUGUUUGGCUAGUAAAAGAAAGGUCCCUGGUUGGAAUCCCAAAGCCGACUAGGUGAAACAUCUGUUGAUUUGCCCUUGAUUUGCCCACGUAACCCCAAUUGCUACUGUAAGUUUCUCUGGAUAAGAGAGUCUGCUAAGUGACUCAAAUGUAAUGAUCAGCUCGUCAAAAAUUGAAGGAUGCAAACUUGAAACCACUUUUCAUGACAAUUUAGCCCACGGCGUAAAGCUCCUGGACAGCAGUUGUGAGUAGCCUGAUUAUCCAUUCCAUAUUGUCCAUUUUACUUUGACCUGUCCUGUUUUUAGGAUCUGUUUUUUGGCAACUUGUCAGCAAUGUUUAUUUUUUAUUGGGCACCAUUUAUGUUAGACACAUCAUGCAGAUUUAUCAGAUCAAAUUACAUUGUCAUACAUUUUUAUCUCCAGCCUGUAGGCCACAGAAAAGGCCACAUACUCUUUCUACCAUAUUUGAUAUCUGCUAUGAUUUAUGUCAGAUUAUUUGUUGUUGUUGGCGGAACGUUGGAGAGUGGCAGUGAUGCAGUUGUCCAACAGCACCAUGGAGACGCACGCUGGGAAUGGACAAGCAACAUUUCUUGCACCCCUGCCUUUGACAAAGUGGCCACUGUGUAUUACACGGCGGCAUCAGCAAUCACUUAAAAAGCCCAUAUGCCACAGGUUGAGAGAAAUUGUCAUUGUUUUUGGGCAGAAUUAUGUGAGGUUUUUAUGUGUUGUUGAAGGUGUGUCUUGAUCAGUUUAGCUCAGAAAUUGCCACCUUCAAUCUGCCGCCGUAGGUGGCCGCAUAAUCCUGCCUAAUGAGCGGACAGGCCUUGCCUGUAUUAGUGGACGGAUACAGCAGUCUGUAACAUGAGAAGAAAUGUUUUUCUCCCAAAUUUGCAGCACCCCCACCACCAAACAUCUUCCCGUGGCUAUGCUUCAAUGUAUUGUUGCAUAAAGUGUUAUCACAUCAAUGUUACUUAUUUUGUGUAAGGCUGUAAUUACCUAUCAGCAAUGUUCAGCACCGAACAUGAAGCACUCAAUAAAUCCUGUGAAUAUUUA
Messenger RNA from Oncorhynchus kisutch (coho salmon), 7664 nucleotides. RefSeq names its product t-complex 11, testis-specific-like 1 (gene tcp11l1). The record is from RefSeq and is a predicted model, not a curated record. Gene Ontology annotation, biological process: signal transduction. NCBI's taxonomy places the organism in Eukaryota, Metazoa, Chordata, Actinopteri, Salmoniformes, Salmonidae. Bases 254 to 1720 code for a protein of 488 amino acids. The transcript is spliced from 11 exons.